AUUCCUGUCUUCCCUUUCACUUAUGGUUUCAUAACUACUCAUGUACCGUAUGCGUUUCGUCUCUCUUAGGAUUCCAAUUAUGCUGAUCUCGAAACUUCCUUCACGACUCACUUUUUCCAAGAUCUUCCGGUGAUUCUUUUCUUCCAAAACCCAAACCCAAACCCCCUGUUCUGCUCUUCUUGUUUGAUUGAUUGAUUGUGUAUGUGUCUCUGAUCGCUUCUUUCUGUUUUUUUCUUUUCUUUUUAAGAUUCAUGGUUGAUUAGUUUGAGGUUGGAUCUAUUCUCGGUGAUUGAAUUCUGAUGGAAUUACUGCUCAGAAUCUUGAAUUAUUCAUUGAGAUCUGCCACACAUCCUUUUCGGUCUCUCUCUCUUUUUUAUAAUUCGGGUUUUGGGAUUCAUCUCCGGAUUCUUUUUCAUCUCUUUGUGUUGCCUAUUUAUGGAUGCAUAUGUGUCUGUAUUCCGAUUCACAGAAACGAAAUUAAACAAAAUGAUCUACCUUUGCCAAGACUGACAAAAACUAGAUUUCGCAAUUGUGGCUUCUCCUUUAAACUAGUCUGGAGACUUUGAUCUGGAAGAGAAGACAAGUCUUUCUAUUUUGUGGUCUAGGAAAGUCCAUUCUAUCUAGAGUUGUUGGCUCUGCUGUGGAGUGGAUUGAUGUGCAAUGCAGAGAUCGCGUAGAGCUCUUCUGCAGAGAAGAGCGUUGGAGAAGGCUAACAGCGGGAGGAAUCGAUUGUAUAAGGUUUCUCUAUCGUUGGUGUUUGUUUUGUGGGGGCUUGUUCUGCUUUUGAGCUUAUGGUUCAGUCGAGGUGAUGGCUAUAGAGAUGGAUCUAUAGUUGGUGUAGCAACCUGGAAUGAAGGAAAUCAGGGACAUAAUAAAUACUGUGGUUCUGUAGACGAAAAUCCAUCAAAAGAAACUGGUUGUCUCCAUCCUUGUGAGGAUACGGGCACAAUUGCUCCUGAAACCAGGGAUUUUAAUCAUGAAGUGCUUACUAUUGAAGAAAACACAAGUUAUGAUUCUGCGGUUUUGCAGCCUAAAACAGAUCUCUCACAUUCAAGUGUUAAAUCUGAAAGCAGUGGCCCACAGACUGAUCGAUUGUCUCGUUCUGUGCCGCUUGGUCUUGAUGAAUUCAAAAGCAGAGCAUUCAAUUCUAAAAGUAAAUCUGCUACUGGCCAGGUUGGAGGUGUAAUACAUAGAUUGGAGCCUGGGGGUAAGGAGUACAACUAUGCUUCAUCUUCUAAGGGGGCCAAAGUGUUGGCUUUUAACAAGGAAGUCAAGGGUGCAUCUAAUAUCCUUGGUAAAGACAAGGACAAAUAUUUGCGGAAUCCAUGUUCUGCGGAAGAUAAAUUUGUUGUUAUUGAACUUUCAGAAGAAAUAUUGGUAGAUACAGUUGUAAUAGCAAAUUUUGAGCACCACUCUUCUAAUUUGAAAGAAUUUGAGCUCCUUGGCAGUUUCGUCUAUCCUACAGAAGUAUGGGUCAAGCUUGGGAAUUUUACUGCGGCAAAUGGGAAGCAUGCUCAGAGGUUCCCUCUUCCGGAGCCGAAGUGGGUGAGAUAUCUGAAAUUGAAUCUCCUGAGCCAUUAUGGUACUGAGUUUUAUUGUACAAUGAGUCUUGUUGAAGUUUAUGGAGUGGAUGCUGUAGAGCGAAUGCUGGAGGAUUUGAUCUCUGAUCAAGAUAAUUUGUUCAUACGAGAGGAAGAAACAGUUGACCAGAAACCACAGCCCUUGCAACCUGAGCCGAGUCAGGGUGGCGAUUUAUACCAAAACCCAACCAGAGAAACGGAACCUCAUUCUUCUUUUGAGAACUCAAAUGUGAAGCAUGAAGUUGUUAAGAAUAACGUCCCUGAUCUAUUUGAAGAAACUCAUCAUCAACAAGUUGGUAGAAUGCCUGGGGAUACUGUUCUUAAAAUACUGAUGCAGAAAGUACGGUCCUUAGACAUAAGUUUGUCUGUUUUGGAGCGAUACCUGGAGGAAGUUAAUACCAAGUAUGGCAAUAUUUUUAAAGAGUUUGAUAAAGAUAUAGGAGAAAAAGAUGCGUUAAUAGAGAAGAUUAGAUCGGACAUAAAGGAUCUCCUUGAAAACCAGGCAGUUAUUGCGAAAGAUCUUCAUGGACUUAUUUCUUGGAAAUCCUUUGUUUCCAUGCAGCUGGAUGUUCUACUCAGGGAUAAUGCUGCUCUCAGAUCUAGUGUCGAAGAGGUCCGGGAGAGUCAAAUAUGGAUGGAGAACAAGGGAAUUGCAAUUUUUCUUAUAAGCUUUAUUUUUGUACUCGUAGCUCUCGGAAAGUUAUGUGUAGAUAUGAUACUAAGUGCUUAUACAGCACUUUGUUUCGAAAGAACAGAAAGGUCCAGGAAAUUUUGUUGCAAUAGCUCUUCCUGGCUCUUGUUACUAAGCUGUAGCACUAUUAUAUUGAUACUAUCCUUAUAAUUUUUGUUACAUAAUCUUUUCCAUAUA
This is a messenger RNA of Tripterygium wilfordii, 2448 nucleotides long. RefSeq names its product SUN domain-containing protein 4. The record is from RefSeq and is a predicted model, not a curated record. The transcript is spliced from 5 exons. NCBI's taxonomy places the organism in Eukaryota, Viridiplantae, Streptophyta, Magnoliopsida, Celastrales, Celastraceae. Gene Ontology annotation, biological process: protein folding in endoplasmic reticulum. Bases 661 to 2421 code for a protein of 586 amino acids. Gene Ontology annotation, cellular component: membrane; cytoplasm.